This is a messenger RNA of Stylophora pistillata, 2257 nucleotides long. Its product is annotated as substance-K receptor. Gene Ontology annotation, biological process: G protein-coupled receptor signaling pathway; cellular response to hormone stimulus. Lineage: Eukaryota; Metazoa; Cnidaria; Anthozoa; Scleractinia; Pocilloporidae. Gene Ontology annotation, molecular function: G protein-coupled receptor activity; peptide binding. Gene Ontology annotation, cellular component: plasma membrane. The record is from RefSeq and is a predicted model, not a curated record.
UUUUCUUGUUAUGCACUGCGCUUGAUUUCAUCAGAUUUCCUUUUUCAUCGCCGAAAGUUGCCCGUUAGAUGGGAAAGUCAGCAGGUCAUUCGACAGCAGUUUUGAGAGCCUCUCAAAAUGUCUGACGUUGCCCUGACAGUCAUUCUUACCUUACUCAUCAUUGCGAACAUCAUUGGUAACUGUCUGGUUUGUUUUGUCAUAAAGACAAACCAAGAUAUGAGAACUCCCAUCAAUUAUCUGCUUGUAAACUUGGCCAUAUCAGACAUCACUUUCGCAGCAUUUGUAGCACCUAACCAUGUUUUGAAAAAACUCUUCACCCAUCCAGAUGGAGCACUUGGUUCAAAUAUUUGCAAAUUUCUAACGAGUGGAAACAUGGCCUGGGUGGGUGCGGCUUCGUCUUCUGUGACGCUUGUUGUAAUAGCAAUUGAACGCUACUACACUGUAAUGUGUCCUAUUGGUAGUAGACGAAAACUCAACAAGCGUGUAGUGAAGAUCAUCAUUUGUGGAUGUUGGAUCUUUGCACUGGCUUUGAAUUCGCCAAUGAUCUCAGUGACGACAUUCGAUGACGAAAGUGGUGACUGCAAGUGGGAUUGGCCUGAACAGUGGAUGGGUGUGGCAAAUGAGACCACGUGGCUUGUACUGUUAGCCUGUAUUCCUUUAACAAUAAUGACAGGUUUAUACUCAAGCGUUGUUCAUAGUUUGUGGUUUAAACGAAAUGAUGAUCAGGAACUCGCCUAUCGUCAGAAGGGUGUCCUAAGGGUUAGGAAACGAGUCACUUUGAGUGUAAUCACCGUCAGUGCUAUAUUUGGGAUCUGUUGGAUUACUGGCCUUCUUAUCUACGUCCUAAGCUACUACGACGUCCAUAUGUUUGGGGAAGCUUCAUACGCCAUUUCAGACACCUUGUUCAUGUUUAAUUCAGCUGUAAAUCCUCUUGUUUAUUCUCUUCUAAAUGACCGUUUCAAGAGGAAGAUCAAGGCUAUGUUUUGCAGCAGAUGCACAUCCAGGGUUCAUACCUCGAGUGAAAGUGCAAGCAUAGAGUUACCUAAAAACCCUUCUCGUAACAACAACACUGCAGCUGGAUAUAUCGACUAAAAUUCAAUUUUUCAAUAAUAAGGUUGAGGCUCACGAAGAGUUUUUCGACCCCUACAUAAAAAUAAAUGUUGUAAGGCGCAUGCGUGGUUUAUCAUAAACAGAAAUUGCUGAGUUUACCACAAAAAAUAUUCGCCAGCUCCACCGUGUUUGUGUGGUAGAUUUAUACUUAUUCAGAUAAUUAUGUACGUGAAAGAGAUAAUAAGGAGUGCCAUUAAUUCCUAUUGGUACUUAACAAGUUUGUGAAAAUAAAUGAUAUUUUUAAAAGACCUAUUUGGACAAUAGCUAUUGCCAUCUUCGGUUAAAAUACUUGCAAAGUACAAAGUUGAUUUUAAAGUUUGUACACAAUCUCAUGGGACAAAACAACAAAGUGUUUUCUAUUGUUAUUGUCAAAUUGUCUCUAUUGUUGUUUUGUUCCAUGAGUACUGUGUACACUUUGAAUUCAACUUUGUAUUUUGUAUAUAUUUUAACUGAAGAUGACGGUAGUUACUGUCGAAACAUUUCCGAAACAUUUUAAAAGUUUUAAAAAUAUCAUUUAUUUCCUCAAAUUCGUUACAUAUCUGCUCCUACCUGGACUUACUUGAUAAGUAUAUCAAAGUUCACUGCCCGUACGCAUGUGCAUGUUUGGCCUCUCAGACAAAAGUAUUGUGUCGAUUAUGCUUGAUAGUUUAUAGUUAUUGGAUGAUAGAAUUUCAAGGCAUAAAUUUAAAUAUAUGUCUUGAUGCAUAAAUAUUUCAUUGCAAUCUAGGCUGCACAGUGGAAAAUUCUUGUAAGCAAAGAGUUCUUUCCAGAGGGGCUCGUGACAAUGUGUUGACUAUGUAUAAAUAUUUAACUAAUGUGAAGAUAUGAUGCAUGAAACUCAGUCAUCUCUUAAUUUUCGCAAGACGAUUAAAAUUAGUAUCCAACCUUGCGAACUUCAUCUAUGUUAAUUAUUGUGAGAAGUAAAGUCAGUAGGGUUCUCGUGGAGUAUUCGAUUUUCGAGAUAAUUACAAUCCGUGAAACUGCUUUUUCAUUUUCCAUCUAUUUUAUAAAAGAAAUACUUCUAAGGCGCAUGUUUGAGAAUUAUCGUAACAGACGAAUGCUAGAAUUACUAUUUAAAGUGCCACUGAAACGAAAUUUUCGUAUGUGAGAUUUUUGCAUGAUAAUAAAGUUUGAACCUUACUAACAA